AGCUGCCACGCAAGGGAAUAUAUCGAAGCAGUCAAGAGAAGGACUCUGAAAUUAGACCGUCUGGGUGCACGUCUGGUGGAAGUGACUAAAGAAGGGCUCUAUCAGCCAAGGACGUGGAGUACGAGGAGAGAAGGAAGAAGGCAAUCUCCUAAUUGGUACCAUAUACAUCAGAUGGAUGGUUUCUAGCCUGCUUCCAAACCCCACCUCGGCUGAGUGUUGGGCAGCCCUUCUACAUGAUCCUAUGACUCUUGAUAUGGACGCAGUCCUGUCAGACUUUGUUCGGUCCACGGGGGCAGAACCUGGUCUGGCCAGAGACCUGCUGGAAGGCAAAAACUGGGACCUGACAGCCGCUCUGAGUGACUAUGAGCAGCUCCGACAGGUGCACACAGCCAACCUGCCACAUGUGUUCAACGAGGGCAGGUGUCCCAAGCAGCCUGAGCGAGAGCCGCCACAGCCCGGGCACAAGGUGGAACGGCCCUGCCUGCAGAGGCAGGACGACAUUGCCCAAGAGAAGCGACUUUCUCGGGGAAUUUCCCACGCCAGCUCGGCUAUCGUCUCCCUGGCCCGGUCCCACGUGGCAAGUGAGUGCAACAAUGAGCAGUUCCCCCUGGAGAUGCCCAUCUACACAUUCCAGUUGCCGGAUCUGAGCGUGUAUAGCGAAGACUUCAGGAGUUUCAUCGAACGGGACUUGAUCGAGCAGGCGACCAUGGUGGCUUUGGAGCAGGCAGGUCGCCUGAACUGGUGGUCCACUGUGUGCACGAGCUGUAAACGGCUUCUUCCUUUGGCCACUACAGGGGAUGGGAACUGCCUUUUACACGCCGCCUCGCUGGGAAUGUGGGGAUUUCAUGAUCGGGACCUGGUUUUGCGGAAAGCUCUCUACACCAUGAUGAGGACAGGGGCUGAAAGGGAAGCCCUAAAGCGAAGAUGGAGGUGGCAGCAGACACAACAGAACAAGGAGUCAGGGCUGGUGUACACCGAGGAGGAAUGGGAGCGGGAGUGGACUGAGCUGCUGAAAUUGGCGUCCAGCGAGCCACGCACGCACUUCAGCAAGAAUGGUGGCACAGGCGGGGGUGUGGACAACUCUGAGGACCCUGUGUAUGAGAGUCUGGAGGAGUUCCAUGUGUUUGUCCUUGCCCACAUAUUAAGAAGACCAAUAGUUGUCGUAGCAGAUACGAUGUUGAGGGACUCAGGUGGAGAAGCAUUUGCUCCAAUCCCAUUUGGAGGGAUUUACUUGCCCUUGGAGGUGCCUCCCAACAGGUGCCAUUGCUCACCUCUGGUUCUUGCCUAUGAUCAAGCGCAUUUCUCUGCCCUGGUGUCCAUGGAACAGAGAGAUCAGCAAAGAGAACAAGCCGUGAUCCCCCUGACGGAUUCGGAGCACAAGCUGCUGCCUCUGCACUUUGCAGUGGACCCCGGGAAGGACUGGGAGUGGGGCAAAGACGACAACGAUAACGCCCGGCUGGCCCACCUUAUCCUGUCGCUAGAAGCCAAGCUGAACCUUCUGCACAGCUACAUGAACGUGACGUGGAUCCGGAUCCCCUCCGAGACCCGGGCUCCUCUGGCACAGCCGGAAUCCCCAACAGCCUCUGUGGGGGAGGACGUGCAGUCCCUGGCCGACUCCCUGGACUCGGACCGGGACUCAGUGUGCAGCAAUUCCAACAGCAAUAAUGGCAAGAAUGGCAAAGACAAAGAGAAGGAGAAGCAACGCAAGGAGAAGGACAAGACCCGCGCAGACUCCGUGGCCAACAAGCUGGGCAGCUUCAGCAAGACACUGGGCAUCAAGCUGAAGAAAAACAUGGGAGGUCUGGGCGGACUCGUGCACGGCAAGAUGGGCCGCGCUAACUCCACCAACGGCAAGAACGGCGACGCCCCCGAGCGUAGCAAGGAGAAGAAGACCAAGUCGCGAAAAGGCAGCAAGGAGGAGUCCGGUGCGUCAGCGAGCACGUCGCCGUCGGAGAAGACCACGCCGUCGCCCACGGACAAGGCGGCCGGGACGUCGCCUGCCGAGAAGGGCAGCGGGCAGCGGGGCGACGCAUGGAAGUACAGCACGGACGUGAAGCUGAGCCUCAACAUUCUGCGCGCCGCCAUGCAGGGCGAGCGCAAGUUCAUCUUCGCCGGCUUGCUGCUCACCAGCCACCGGCACCAGUUCCACGAGGAGAUGAUAGGCUACUACCUAACCAGCGCGCAAGAGCGCUUCAGUGCCGAGCAGGAGCAGCGACGCCGCGAUGCCGCAGCCGCCGCCGCCGCCGCCGCCGCCGCCUCCACGGUCAAGCGGCCGCCGCGCAGGCCAGAGACCGAG
Messenger RNA from Suricata suricatta (meerkat), 2296 nucleotides. It is a transcript of the gene OTUD7A, whose product is annotated as OTU deubiquitinase 7A. Lineage: Eukaryota; Metazoa; Chordata; Mammalia; Carnivora; Herpestidae. Gene Ontology annotation, biological process: protein K48-linked deubiquitination; protein K11-linked deubiquitination; protein K63-linked deubiquitination. The annotation marks the transcript as partial. The transcript has 13 exons. Gene Ontology annotation, cellular component: cytoplasm; nucleus. The record is from RefSeq and is a predicted model, not a curated record. Gene Ontology annotation, molecular function: cysteine-type deubiquitinase activity; K63-linked polyubiquitin modification-dependent protein binding.